Notolabrus celidotus (New Zealand spotty) is the source of this 4350-nucleotide messenger RNA. RefSeq names its product Fli-1 proto-oncogene, ETS transcription factor (gene fli1). The transcript is spliced from 10 exons. NCBI's taxonomy places the organism in Eukaryota, Metazoa, Chordata, Actinopteri, Labriformes, Labridae. Gene Ontology annotation, cellular component: nucleus. Gene Ontology annotation, biological process: cell differentiation; regulation of transcription by RNA polymerase II. The coding region runs from base 193 to 1572 and encodes 459 amino acids. Gene Ontology annotation, molecular function: DNA-binding transcription factor activity, RNA polymerase II-specific; sequence-specific DNA binding. The record is from RefSeq and is a predicted model, not a curated record.
UGCGCUCCUUUUCAGCCCCUUUCUAAAUAACUCACUGUCAUCAGCAUUGGAAAACAGCAUUGCCAGGACGGGACUAAUUAGUUGAAAAUUGGUAGAAGAGUGAUCAGAUCGAAAAAAAGACCCGACGAGCUGCACAGAAACGACAGGGCCGACUGGACACUCAGCACACCUGAGCCUGUCUGUCAAGUAGACAUGUUUCAGACUGUUCCUGACACGUCGUCUUACGUCAAGGAGGCGCUAUCAGUGGUAAGUGAAGACCAGUCCUUAUUUGAGCCUCCGUACGCUGCUGCUGCCCCUCUCCCCAAAACAGAAAUGACUGCAUCUGGCACACAGGACUACGGCCAGACCCACAAAAUCAACCCCUUACCUCCACAGCAGGAGUGGAUCAACCAGCCAGUGCGGGUCAACGUCAAGCGAGAAUAUGAGCACAUGAAUGGAUCCAGCAGGGAGUCUCCAGUAGACUGCAGUGUUGGUAAAUGUAAUAAGCUGGUGGGGAGUAAUGACACUUCAUCUCAGAUGAACUAUGGAAACUACAUGGACGAGAAGAAUGCCCCUCCCCCAAACAUGACCACCAAUGAGCGGAGAGUCAUUGUACCUGCAGACCCAUCUUUGUGGUCCCAGGACCACGUGCGCCAGUGGCUUGAGUGGGCGAUCAAAGAGUAUGGCCUGUUAGAGAUUGACACAGCCAUGUUUCAGAACACAGACGGCAAAGAGCUCUGCAAGAUGGGCAAGGACGACUUCCUCCGGCUCACCACCAUGUACAACGCCGAAGUGCUUCUCUCUCAUCUCAAUUACCUCAGGGAAAGUAGCUCAUCGUUAUCCUACAACACACCAUCUCACACAGACCCAUCCCCACGCCUGGCCGCCAAAGAGGACCCUUCAUAUGAUGCUGUACGGCGGACAGGAUGGUCAAACAACAUGCACAGUGGCAAAGGCUCACCAGUAGUUACCCAGAAUGUGACUAAGACCGCAGAGCAGCCCAGAGCUCAGCCAGAUCCAUACCAGAUCCUGGGUCCAACCAGUAGUCGCCUCGCCAAUCCAGGCUCAGGUCAGAUCCAGCUGUGGCAGUUCCUGCUGGAGCUCCUGUCAGACAGCGCCAAUGCUGGCUGUAUCACCUGGGAGGGAACCAAUGGCGAGUUCAAGAUGACCGACCCAGAUGAGGUGGCGCGACGCUGGGGCGAGCGUAAGAGCAAGCCCAACAUGAACUAUGACAAGCUGAGCCGCGCACUGCGCUACUACUACGACAAAAAUAUCAUGACGAAGGUGCACGGCAAGCGUUACGCCUACAAGUUCGAUUUCCACGGCAUCGCUCAGGCGCUGCAGCCGCACCCCACUGAGUCCUCCAUGUAUAAGUAUCCCUCGGACCUAGCCUAUGUGCCUUCCUACCAUGCCCACCAGCAGAAGGUCAACUUUGUAUCCCCACACCCUCAAUCCAUGCCUGUCACUUCCUCCAACUUCUUUGGACCCACUGCUCCGUACUGGAGCUCGCCCACUGCAGGCAUCUAUCCCAACCCAAAUGUCCCUCGCCACCCUAACACCCAUGUGCCGUCCCACCUGGGUAGUUAUUACUAAACCUCCCAGUCUGACCUUCACCACCUUCUAAAACCUCCCUGUUCCUCCAACAAAGUCCACAUUUGCUGACCUGCACACCCAAUGAUGCUGAACCAAUGAAGACUUUGUUGAAAGAGGCAUUAGUCCUCUGAAGAAAUUUUGCUCCUACAUGAAGGAUGAUUAAAAUGAAGGAGAUGUUUUUGUAAGGAUCUUUAAACAACUGGAUGCUAUGGUCCAAAAUGGAAUACUACUUACCUUUACAAGCGACUGUUUGUUUAUAUUUUUCAGAUAUGCAUUUGAGUUUCCUGUGCCUUCUCUUCCACCAGAGAAAUGCACCUACAAGUGUUCCUACCCAAAAUCUUUGCAACCCAAAGCCUAUGGCCAGGGUGAGCAACUAAAGUCUGUCUGCCUUCUUGCAAUACUACAAUACCAGACAUGGGCCUUAUAUUAAUGGGUCUCAAUCUACAUCCUCAGUACUUUAUGUACAUUAUGCUUUAAAGCAUCUGUCUUUUCCGCUCUUCAACAGCCUUGUAGGGACCUCUUAUUCCCACCACUUCCAGCCUUCUGUUUCCACUGUCUCUGUCUGCUUGUCUGUCCAUCUGCAUCUUUUUAUGUGUGUGUGGAGAGUCUUCUGAAAUGCGCUGGACAAGGAGGAGCUCUCAAAGAGAUGGACUUUUCUCAGCACUGAAUGAAAUUUGGCAACUGGAAUAUGCCAUUCACCUUUAAUUUAUCCUCCAAACUGGAAGGCUAGAGAAGAGUUAAAUGCCAGUGAAGGAAGCGCUGUAUGUUUUGCUGACCUGGGUCAACCUAGUUACUGAAAAUGCUCUCUGUGUGUUGUGUGUGCAGUUCAAGGUGGCUGAGGUGUACAGUUGACUCCACUGUGCAGGGGAAGCUGAGGCAAGAUGUAAUUGAAGUAAUUUGCAACAAUAAUUCAACCCAGGUCAGAUGUUUUCAGGGGGCCACACACUAGGCUAUUAAAUGUUUGCCAUGUUGCCUUUUAGCCAUGCUAUUUCCAGAUGUUUUGUUGCUCGACCAUGUCAGUAUUAAUGUGAAUGUCUUCUGGUUUGUGAAACACAUGUAAAAGGGAUACCCUGCAGCAAAAUCAAAAUUUGUCAGAUGUUUUCAUUUUGUUUAAGAAAGAAAUAGCUGAUUUUUAAAGCCCUGUUUGCUGUACACAUCUUAAACCAAACCAAAAAGGGCCUUUUUACAGAUGUGAUUAUGUAGAUGUUAUCUGCCGAAUAAGACUAUGUGUUGUUAGGAUGUUUUCUUAUCGUAAGUGCCUUAAAGUGCAAGGAAUGCAUCCUGUAUUAUUACAUGUUAUAAAGACAAACAUAUCCUUCACAGUGCCUUAACUGCUGUUUUGUAUCGUAUGCUUUCUAUUCUUAAAGACACAACCUUAUUACAUCUUAAAUUCAUAAUUACAUAAUCAUCAUCUCCUUGCCUCACUAGAAAUCUGACAUUUUUUGAUUUUGAAGUGCAUCCUGAAUGCAAUGACUGCCACACUGUCUCUUCCUCUCUAUAGGCCAGUCAGGACCGUAGGUCAGUGCAGAGAGGAGGCCUGGCAGUAAAUCAUGUUGAUGGACAGUCAAGUUGCAUUUUACCUGGGCUGGAUCCUAGUUUGCAAGCAGCAUAUGUGUUUGAAUGUUAGUGUCUCACUGAUCUAAAGCCCAGCCAAAUGCACAUGAAUCUCAAGUCAGGAUUUUAUCAUGUCAUAACAUAUCCAUCUUCAGGUGUUCAUGGCUGCAAAUGUAUUCCUUUUAUCAAUAAAUUACUUAGGACUAAGUAGUUUAUCGGAGAACAAAACCAACAAAGUUUGACAAGAUUAAACAAAUAAAUCCUCAGAUUCGCAAACGCUGUGCGUUUGUCAGACCUAUUUUUUACUAUUUUAUAAGCAUCAGACAACUAGGCAUUAAAGCAACUUACUGUAUAAAUUAUGCAGAGUUAUUUUCAUAUGUGACACAGUAUAAAAAGUCAAGAGAAUUAAUACGAGUUGACCUCGGUCAAAAAUGCAAACCUUUAAAGUCCAUUUCUGCUUAGUAGUUUGUUCAGCAUUGUAAGCAUUUUGAUAUCUGUACAUUUGGGCAAUACAUGUUACCAUUUUGGUUUUUUUUUGUAAUUGUUAUAAGUUCUGAAAUUUGGUUGUGACUUCCGAAGUGACUAUAUGCACAGAGGGUAUUUUCUUAUAUUUCCAAACCCACAAUAGCCUGCUUAAAUCAUUAUCCACAGCCAGGGAUUCCUUUACUCUGUAUGCAACAUGUGUUUAUGGUGGAUCUUUGCCAUUCUGAACACACUUUUGAUGCCAAAUAGCCCUGGGUGGCUUCUCCUGUUUAUUCAAGAAUUUCAGGUAUUUUAUGCAAAUGAUACAGACAUUAAUGAUAUUCACAACCAGCUUCUCCUGAGAGUUUCAUGGCUUUAAAAAAAAUCAAAGAAAGGGGACGUGUUAUUUGUAGCAUAAAGAAAUUAUUCUAAUGAACCCUUAGCUUUCAUGUUUCACGAGCAUUAUCAAUGGAAAGGGAUUCGUGCUACUUCGUAUAUGCAAUGUAUUUUGGAUAUCAAAAAUAUAUAUAUAAAUAUAUGUGUAUAAUUUUACAAUUAACCAAUGUAUUAUUUUUAUUGUCAUUUCUGCAAUGUAUGAAGUAUUACCUUUUGAAAAAGGGCUUUUGUAUAGGAAAAUGUGACAAAAUAAAUGUUUUUACCUCUCAAGCCUUCUUACUUUGCCUGCUUGUGACUUCAUCAGAGCACUUAGACAAAUAAAGCAUACUUGCUGUUCUUUUACAACUUUGGUUAAGUUGAUAAGUU